Messenger RNA from Mus musculus (house mouse), 1514 nucleotides. It is a transcript of the gene Gm128, whose product is annotated as predicted gene 128. The record is from RefSeq and is a predicted model, not a curated record. Lineage: Eukaryota; Metazoa; Chordata; Mammalia; Rodentia; Muridae. Gene Ontology annotation, biological process: regulation of cell population proliferation. The transcript is spliced from 3 exons. Gene Ontology annotation, cellular component: extracellular region. Bases 655 to 1224 code for a protein of 189 amino acids.
UUGCAUUUCGGCUGUCCAAAAAGAAGGCUGUGUGGCAUUGGAAGUGUAAGGCUCUGAGUUUUAAUUCUGCUUUAGCUGUAAAAUAUGUGGGUCUCAUUUUCCUUCUCUGUAAUCAAAACUACUGGGAUCCUUCCCAGUUUAGUUGUCUUAGCAGUCUUUGAGGGGAGGUGGAUGGAAGGCUUAACCAGCAGCCACAGCCAGCCUGUCUGCCGGGAGCCCAGGAGCCAGCUUGCAAAAUCUUGAAAAGCCAACCCCUUCUUAGUAGUCAGCUGCCUGUGAUCCUGAGAACUGCUGUCAAAACCUGUGUUUUCACUCUCAGUAAAUUCAGACCUGUGACCUUUAAUAAACUGUGAUGAGAGAUUUAAGUCUGUGCCUAGGGACCAACAGGUUCCCCUCAAGCCCUUACAUCACAAUCUUUCUGGUUCCUGCACAGAAUUCUUGCUUACCAGGGUUCCUCCGGACUUUUAGCUCAGCCCCUGGGGCUGCUGGCCCUGCGCAGUAAGAGCACUUAGGGGAGGGGCGAGGCACGUGCCUCUGAGCACCCUCCUGGUCGGUUCAAACGACCUCGAGACCUGGCGGGUUGGUGGAGAGCGGAAGGGAGGGAGAGAAGGUAGGAGCCUGGGCCUACCUCUCGACCUCAAGACUCCCAGCCCCAUGGUCCCCGCCGCCUGCAUGCUGCUCUGGGCCCUGCUGCUAAGUCUGGAGUACCGGGCGGCGGGGGCCGAAGACCAAACGACUACCCCGACCGCUACCACGAUUGGGAUGCAGCGGGUCAGCUUCCGCUUUGGGGGCCCAGCCCGCAGCCUCCACAGCACAAACCCCACCGCCCGGACCACUGUACCCGGGAAGCUGAGGGUAACCCUGGAGGAUGAAAAUGAUGCCCUGGCCACUGCUGACCGCCUGGCCCUCCCGGCAGCUGCUGAGCUCCUGUCCACCGUGACAGGCUAUAGCCGGUCAUCAGUGCCCAGCCCCAGUGACUGGGAGGAGGAUGGCUCCUUGGAAGAGGGGGUGGUUGAUACCAGAAAAACCACCAACGGCCCUAGCAGCACCACUUCUCUGGUUCCUGUCCACCUGAGACGCAGACCCAUCCUGCCACCCACUAGCCCGAGCCCCAGCCCAGCUCUUGCCUUUUGGAAACGUGUCAGGAUUGGCCUGGAGGAUAUCUGGAACAGCCUUUCUUCAGUGUUCACAGAGACUCAACCAGUAGAAAGAAUCCAGAGGUAAUGGCCAUGUCUCCCUCAAGAGAAGAUGUCUACAUUAUAAACUCCCUUUUCAACCCCAACACCCACUAUAUAUUUUUAAUAUAUAGAAAAAAAAGCUAAAAAAUACUUUGGUCUCAUUUUUCUUUUUGGUGGUGUCUGGGUCAAACCUGGGGCUCCACACAUGGUGGGGCCCACGGACUUCUCCCCAGCACUUGGCUGUGUGUUUACAGAAGUGCUCAGUGACAUUAGAGCCAGCAGGUCUAGCCUGUUCCUUUACCCCUUUCUUCCAAAAUAAAAUAUUCACACUGCUCA